AUGUCUCCUAACCCAAAAAAACUGCGCCUACGUGAUUGGCUAAUCCAGCAAGCCAAUAAGAACGAGGGAGCGUCAUACUAUGACGACAGAGAUAGAAAUCUUAUUAAAAUUCCUUGGGUGCACGGAUCGAAGAAACAUUGGGACUCUAACGUUCACUGCCGGAUCUUUAAGCUGUGGGCUGAGUAUUCCGGUCGGUUUAUUGUUAUUAUUAUUAUUAACAAAAAAGAUCCAAAAAUAUGGAAAUCCAACUUCCGCUGCGCCCUCAAUAGUUUGAGUGACGUCAAAGAGGUGAAAGAGUUGAGCCGAAUUCAAAAUGGCGUCGAAGGCUACAAAGUUUACAAAAUCAUAAAAGGUAGGAAAAGUAGUAACCAUAAUAAUAAUAAUAAUAAUGCGUAA
Messenger RNA from Helobdella robusta, 396 nucleotides. RefSeq lists its product as hypothetical. The record is from RefSeq and is a predicted model, not a curated record. The coding region runs from base 1 to 396 and encodes 131 amino acids. Gene Ontology annotation, molecular function: DNA-binding transcription factor activity, RNA polymerase II-specific; RNA polymerase II cis-regulatory region sequence-specific DNA binding. Gene Ontology annotation, biological process: regulation of transcription by RNA polymerase II. Gene Ontology annotation, cellular component: nucleus. NCBI's taxonomy places the organism in Eukaryota, Metazoa, Annelida, Clitellata, Rhynchobdellida, Glossiphoniidae. The transcript is spliced from 2 exons.